AGCUGAUUUCAAUUCACUUAUCGUCAACGUGGGACUGAGAAGCGCAACAACUCGCAAGACUGGAAAAACUCAACGUUAGACGCUUACAUAAAGUUAUGCGUUAAAAUCCAUGAAAUCAAAUGGAUAAUGCAGUGAGUCGGAGCACAUGAGACUGUCUGACACGCGGGGAUAUUUAAAACAGAAACAUGCGCUCUCAUUAUUGGGUUCAAGGUGCAGGACGCAGCCCAGAUUUCAGGAGGUUCACGGUUGUUGAAGUAUCAGGAAGCAGUGAAUCGGUGCAGAGUCCAGCACUCAGUCCUAGGAAAAGGCUUCAUUCUGCAGAGGAAGUGCAAUGUGGCAGCCGGCCAAACCCGGAGGGUGCCGGUUCAGUGUUCGUAACGGAGUUAAGUUAUUCUGAGAACAAGCAUGGGAGGGAAAGCCUGUGUCAGCGAUGUCAAAUCAUUGCAAACCAACUGAACAGGCAGGCGCGUGAACUGGCUGAGCCAGGAACUCUGAAGGACCCGAGCUUUGCAGCCUUCCUUCUUGACAAGCUCCAGACUCUGGAAUGGCCUCUGAGGGGCUGUGGUGCCCAGAGCAGCUGUGAAGUAUGUGGAACCCCCCUUCACCACCUGAGGCGCCUGGCACUCCAUUCUGCCCUGGGGCUGGUGUUCGACGACAUGCCUGACCUGCAGCCCGGGACCCUUUCUGGCCUGCUGCCACCACGUGUGGCAUCUCACAGUUCCAUCUCACCCCCUGCUUCCUGGGAAUGGCCCACACAGUGUUCUCCAGUUUCUAGCAGUCAAAAACUCACCGGGCAACCAUGUGGCCUGCAGUCUAGAGAGAAAAUGCAGGAAAUGGGUUGGAAUCAAAAUGGAGCAGCGAGAGUGGGUGGCAAACGAACCUGUUUGGCCACUGUGACUCCACUUCCUCUACAUGCACAACACUACCUGGAGGGAGUGUGGCGUGUGACAAGCACCUCAGACCAUCUUCGCUCAUUGAGUCCUACUGUAGAGAAGGACAGUUUUGCAACUGUAGCUUCCAGGUCCAGUCAGGCCAGUGCUGUACCUUUGGUUUCUCCAUCAGGUCAUAAACCGAUCCACAAUGACCAGCCAGCCAUCCCACCAGCACCCCAAACCAGCUCAGCAGCCUCAUUCUUCCUCAGGGCUGCCCAGAAGCUGAACCUCUCCAAACGGAAGAAGUGUCAGCCGCUUCCGCCUUCCCCACCUGACCCAGAAGUGCCGUUCUUCUACACUGACGGCUUCAGAGCUGCCCUGCAGCUCUCACCCCCACCUGUACCCCCAUGUCUCCUCAGGGCAGGGUCAAAGGUUAAGGACAGCCCCGGCAUGGGAAAGGUGAAAGUAAUGGUGAGGAUAUGCCCUGCCAAAGGAUCACGAGACACCUCAGAAUCCAUGUCCUUUCUCAAGGUAGAGGGCCAUAAGAAACAGCUGACCUUUUGUGAGCCACCCACCUGUGCACGCUCCACCUCUGCCCCCACCCCAAAGAUGUUUACCUUUGAUGCUGUCUUUACCCAAGAUGCUUCACAGGCGGAGGUGUGCUCAGGGACAGUGGCCGAGGUUAUCCAGUCUGUGGUCAACGGGGCAGAUGGCUGCAUCUUCUGUUUUGGUCAAGCCAACCUCGGCAAAAGCUACACCAUGAUCGGCAGAGACAGCUCUACACAGAGCUUGGGUGUGGCACCCUGUGCUAUCUCCUGGCUCUUCAAGCUCAUCGAGGAAAGGAAAGAGAAGACUGGCACACGAUUCUCCAUCCGCGUGUCUGCUGUGGAAAUCUGUGGCAGGGAGGAGGUGCUGAGAGAUCUGUUGGCUGACUUUUCCACAGGGACUUCCCAGGACAGUCAGGGUGCAGGAAUUUCCCUGCGAGAGGAUCCGGUCUGUGGAUCACAGCUGCAGAACCAGAGCGAGUUGCGGGCGUACUCUGCAGAGAGAGCAGCAUUCUUCCUGGAUGCGGCUCUGGCAGCACGCAGCACCAGCAGAUCUGACUGUAAGGAAGAGGACCGCCGGAAUUCUCACAUGCUCUUCACCCUACACAUUUCCCAGUACCGUAUGGAGAAGAGCACUAAAGCAGGAAUGUCUGGGAGUCGUAGCCGUCUGCAUCUUCUGGACUUGGGCAGUUGUGAGUCUGAUUUGAGUCAAACACGGGAUGGAGGGAGAGGCCAAUGUCUGUCAUUGGCUGCUCUUGGAAAUGUCAUCCUAGCCUUGGCCAAUGGAGCCAAGCAUGUGCCAUACAGAGACAGCAAGCUUACCAUGCUGCUGAGGGAAUCACUGGGCAACAUCAACUGUAGAACCACCAUGAUCGCCCACAUCUCUGAGUCGCCAGCCAAUUAUGCCGAAUCUCUCACCACUGUGCAGCUUGCUUCCCGUAUUCACCGCAUGAGAAAGAAGAAAUCCAAGUAUGCAUCGAGUUCCUCUGGAGGCGAGAGCUCCUGUGAAGAAGGACACAUCAGACAGAGACCCUUCUACCCUCGGACUGUGGCACUUGACCCAGACCACCCUGCAAUGUUAUCCAGUGACCCAGAUUACUCCUCCAGUAGUGAGCACUCAUGUGAUACUGUGAUCUAUGUGGGGCCUGGUGGGACCCCUAUCUCCGAUCGUGAACUCAGUGACAAUGAAGGCCCACCAGCAUUUGUUCCUAUCAUUCCCUCCCUGAACAAGAAGCGUGUAAAAGAGGGGCCUAAGUCUGAUGGGGACCACCUAAAAUGUAACACCUUUGCAGAGUUACAAGAACGACUUGAGUGUAUUGAUGGCAGUGACAGCACAUCUGUUUUCACCAGUGAAGGAAAAGGCCAACAGACAGCCUCCAAAAGUGGACUGGAAAGCAUGUCAGAAGGGGCUUCUGUAUCAACCAGGACCGCCAAGUCCUCUCUUCAAAAGCCUGCGCACCUGCAAUAUGGGACCACAUCUGAAAUUAACACGACUUUAAGGCAAGAUUCAGAGCCUGUUGUGAGAGAGAAAGUCUUUAAUAGAGGACCUAUACAAAAACCCAAUGCCUCUUCAUCCUUGCAGAGAAUCUCAAAGACCUCAGUUUUGAAUACCGAGUCGAUUUUAGCUACACGGACACCUCCAGUAGGUAUGAGUCAACAAGCCCUAAGGCAGGGAGAACGCAAUGACUCCCCAAUUACUGACAGAUCCCAUCACCUCAGCAGAAGUCCUGUGGAGGUGAGCCACCUACGUGCUGCUCUGAGGAACAGGUGCCUCGAUAGGGAUGUUUUAAGGACUACAGUUACACUGCAGCAGCCUGUGGAGCUCAAUGGAGAGGAUGAGCUGGUGUUUAUGGUGGUCGAAGAGCUGCCUGCUGGUCUGGUUCCAGACAAUGGGAGACCAUCCAGCAUCAUUAGUUUCAACACAGACUGUUCUUUGCAGGCCCUGGCAUCUCACUCACGGCCUGUUAGCAUUAUCAGCAGCAUCAACGAUGAGUUUGAUGCAUACACAUGCCAGAUGAGCAGGUCCCAGCUGAACCAAGGUACUACUAAGUCACAGGAGGAAUUUACAGCUGGACAUGCAACUGCACACUCUUCAGUCGGCUCCUGGUCUUGUAAAACAAAUAUUUGUACCCCAAGAAGUGAUGAGACUGAAGGGAGCCUCUCGUCAAGGGGAGUGCGCAAGGGACCAGUCAGCAACUCCAUGAUGGAUUUACCUGGUGGUUUACACAAAGAAUCUUUCUCCCAGCAAAGAAAAAAUAGUCCAUUGGGUGACAGUGGAAUUUGCUUUUCAGAACAAGACUAUGAUUCUGCAGCCAUUGACAAAUUGUCCAUAUCUAAGUGCCCUCUAUCUCAUGACAGUACCAAAUCAUCCCUCGGUGGUCCAAAGUUGAUAAGAUCUAAUAGACUCAUAACCUCACAGUCUGCCCAAAUCUCAUUCAUUUCUACACUCCCCAGAAAGAGCAUCCAAACAGCAUCUUCUAGCAGUAGCUACAGCCAUGAGCUACAACACCAAGGUAGCAGAAUAGAUAAACAAUGGACCCACACUAGUAGUGGGCUACACUCGGCCAGAAAUUCAGAGUUUAACUCUGUUAGCAAACCACCAAAAAAUGGCACGAGUGGGAUUCCGUCUAGAAAGACAGGCGGGAAUAGCAACAGUGUACCUCGCCCUCCUAAAAUACAUGUGUCAUCCACAUCUCAAAGGGUUGUGGAUGGUUGUGAGAAGUCGAGCAUUAAGAAAGGGGACCUGAGCAAGAUGCCCCAGCUCAAGAGAGGAGCCACCACUCUCGGCAUGGUCUCAGUGCCCCAUAGUUCAAAUGAGAUGAAAUGGGGUAAUGAUUCCUUGCAAACGACUGGUAGCCUGAAAUUCUCAUCCUUAGGAAAGAGAGCUAAUGGACAGAAAGGUAGUAUGCUCCCUAAGUCUGGAAGCAUGUCACCCCCUGCUCCACCUGUCCGAAAGUCAAGCCUCGACCAGAAAACACGGAUUUUGUUGUCUCCAAGUGCCUUAAAGUCUGUAGGUAAUGAUGGAACAAGAUUGUCUUCCUCCAAAGCAUCGGUUUCUGAGGAGGACUUUGAUGUUCGAGUUAGAGGGGAAUCCGUUAGCUUUAAGUCAUCCAGCCUGAAGACAGCUUCUAGUCUUAUAUCACAUAAUGCUAAAGGAGACAAUGGAAAGCAUUUUGGUAGUCUUAUGUCCCUUGAAAGGUGUGACAGUUUAACCUCAGUGGGUUCCAGACCAGUACCCUCAAGGGAAAACAGUAAUGUCAGUAUCAGUAGCACUGGCAAAUCUGCUAAAAUGGUGCCAAAACUUGGGACGCCCUGUUCAAUAUCUACACCAACUGCCACUUCCCCUCCAUCUACUAGUGGAAUUUGUAAGCUUGGACAUAUAAAAGCCAGUAUAACUCCUAGAUCCAUUGUUGGGAAUGGCAACAAAGGAAAGGCCUUGUCAAGUACUGGUUCAAAAUCUUUUAGCUCCUCUACCAAGUUCCUUGCUGCGUCGGCUGCUCGCAAUACCAGUCUACCUCCAACUGGAAAACCCCCAUCUCACUCUGUCAUAGGCUCCAAUGCUAAACAAGGAAGGGGCACUAUUAUGGGCACAAAGCAAGCUAUUCGUGCAGCCAACAGCCGGGUCAGCGAAUUAGCAGUUGGUAGCUCCAAGAAACAGCUCAGGGGCUCUGACCAAGCAGAUGGCAACAAUGAUGCCAGAACUUCCAGCGAGACACCAUUGGCUGCUCCUUUGCCUUCUCCUUACAGCAAGAUCACGGCCCCUCGCCGUCCUCAGCGCUACAGUAGUGGCCACGGUAGUGACAACAGCAGUGUACUUAGUGGUGAACUGCCCCCUGCCAUGGGGCGCACUGCACUUUUUUAUCACAGUGGAGGCAGCAGUGGCUAUGAGAGCAUGAUCAGGGACAGUGAAACUACAGGCAGUGCAUCUUCUGCCCAUGAUUCCAUGAGUGAAAGUGGAGUGUCCACGUCCAGUCGAAUAAAGGCCUCAAAAUCUCCCAAAAAGAGAUCCAAUGGCCUGCAGCGACGCCGUCUGAUUCCUGCUCCUCUGCCAGACACCUCUUCUCUGGGCAGGAAGGUUGGUGCAGCAGGCCAGUGGGUCGAUCUACCUCCACUGGGGGGUACUAUGAAGGAGCCCUUUGAGAUCAAAGUGUACGAGAUUGAUGAUGUGGAUCGCCUUCAGAGACGCAAAGAAGGGUUGACAGAGGGUUUGCAGUACUUCAACGCCCGCCUUAGGAUGUUGGAGAAGAGGCAGCAGCAGAUCAGGGAGAUAAGAGCCAAGUAUGAGAAGCUGAAAAAAGAGUUGGAGGAUGCCAAGACUCGUCUCAUGCUGGACCCCAGCAAAUGGAUGGGAGAAUUUGAUGUGGACCCAGAUCUGGACCAGGAGUCACAGGACUACCUGGAGGCUCUGGCUCAGGCCACAGGAGACCUGGAGUUUUGUGUCAACCUAUGCAAGUCUCGUGUGAUGAUGGAGACCUGCUUUGAUAUCGCAGUGCCCGCGAUCCCAGGGCAGAGUGGACAACAGGAGAUGGAGGUCUAAGAGAGAACAAAACAGGAUGUUGUUUGCAAGCUAGUUGUGAGUUACGGCAAGACCACUUCUUUUCUGGAAUUGAGACUGUCCUUCUUGGAGCAACGCAACAAGUAAAGGUAUUGAAUAAGCAUGGUUAAAAACUCCCUGAAAUUCUGAGAAACAAAGAGACCGAAUAGAAUAAGAGCAAGACCGUGUCCUGAGAUCUUCUUUAUACUUUACCAGGAAGUGCCUUAAACC
Molecule: messenger RNA, 6182 nt
Organism: Sinocyclocheilus grahami
Lineage: Eukaryota; Metazoa; Chordata; Actinopteri; Cypriniformes; Cyprinidae
Gene: kif26aa
Product: kinesin family member 26Aa
Exons: 15
Coding region: 186-5954 (1922 amino acids)
Biological process (GO): microtubule-based movement
Molecular function (GO): microtubule motor activity; microtubule binding; ATP binding
Source: RefSeq, a predicted model, not a curated record